This is a messenger RNA of Brassica napus (rape), 931 nucleotides long. RefSeq lists its product as uncharacterized. Lineage: Eukaryota; Viridiplantae; Streptophyta; Magnoliopsida; Brassicales; Brassicaceae. The annotation marks the transcript as partial. The transcript is spliced from 4 exons. The record is from RefSeq and is a predicted model, not a curated record.
AUGGCCAGCGAGGACGAGCCGUUGGGUUUAGAAGCAGUGAACCAGGCUGAUCUCCUUACCAGGAUCAGGCAAGCACAAAGCUUGGAUGAGAACCUCCAGAAGGUUGCUCUGAAUGAUAAAACCGAGUACCAGGUUGCGAGUGAUGGUACGAUUUUGGUCCAUGGGAGGAUCAGUGUUCCGAAUGUAAGGGAACUAAAGGAAGAGAUUAUGAGUCAGUCUCAUAAGUCUAAGUUCUCUGUGCACCCGGGACUGAACAAGAUGAAUAGAAAGGAUUCGGUUUGGGUAGUGGUGGAUCGUCUGACCAAGUCAGCUCUGUUCAUACCAAUCAAGAAGACUGAUGGUGUGGAGCCCUUGGUACAGAUUUACAUGGAACAGGUGACACUUGCCAUUGGUAGAGUUUGCUUACAACACAGCUUCCAUACCAGUAUUGGGAUGUCGCCCUACGAAGCUUUGUACGGACGGCCCUGCAGGACACCAUUAUGCUGGACCCAAGUGGGGGAGCGCAGCAUGAUAGGACCUGAGAUAGUGGAGGAGACCACGGAGAAGAUUAAGUUCAUCCGUGACAAGAUGAAGGAGGCACAGGACCGUCACAAGUCUUAUGCGGAUAAGAGAAGGAAACAUGUUGAGUUUGAGGUGGACGACAUGGUCUACCUCAAGAUGAUUACUUUCAGAGGUCGGAAAAGGGUUUCUGGCCGAGGGAAGUUGGAUCCAAGGUACUUGGAUCAAGACAUUGUGAUACCGGAAAUUCCAUCUGAUCUAGGCACGAACCUCACCUUGGAGACAAGGCCGGUUCGGAUUGUAGACAGGAUGGAAAAAGCAAUGAGGAACAAGACCAUUCAAAUGGUCAAAGUCGUGUGGGAAUGCAGUGGGCAAGAACAAGUCACUUGGGAAACCGAGAUGAGAAUGAAAGCUGACUAUCCAGAGUGGUAUG